This is a messenger RNA of Archocentrus centrarchus (flier cichlid), 3809 nucleotides long. Its product is annotated as stromal membrane-associated protein 1-like. The record is from RefSeq and is a predicted model, not a curated record. The transcript is spliced from 11 exons. Gene Ontology annotation, cellular component: cytoplasm. Gene Ontology annotation, molecular function: GTPase activator activity; metal ion binding. Gene Ontology annotation, biological process: regulation of clathrin-dependent endocytosis. Lineage: Eukaryota; Metazoa; Chordata; Actinopteri; Cichliformes; Cichlidae. The coding region runs from base 148 to 1458 and encodes 436 amino acids.
UUACCUUGCUAGCAGGUUGCAAGCUAACUGAAUAGAGGCAGCAAAGUGCGGGCUGAAGGUGAUGUCCCACCCUUUCUAACACAGGCUGAGCACUCCGUGGUUCUUUCGGCUCUUCACAGACGGGACUAACUCCUUAACUUCGGCGACAUGACGACGCGGUCGGAGAGAGAAAAAGCCCAGAAACUGAAUGAGCAGCAUCAGGCCAUUCUGUCCAAACUGCUGAGAGAGGAGGAUAACAAGUACUGUGCUGACUGUGAGGCAAAAGGUCCUCGGUGGGCAUCAUGGAACCUCGGGGUGUUCAUGUGUAUCCGCUGCGCUGGCAUCCACCGCAACCUGGGUGUCCACAUCUCCAGAGUCAAAUCUGUCAAUUUGGAUCAGUGGACUCCAGAGCAGAUCCAGAGUAUGGUGGACAUGGGCAACACCAGGGCCAGACAGCUGUAUGAAGCCCACCUACCGGAGAAUUUCAGGCGACCACAGACAGACCAAGCAGUGGAAGUCUUUAUCCGGGACAAGUACGAGAGGAAAAAAUAUUACAACAAAGAGGCUUUGGCCACAGCUCCACAGAAGCUGUCUGAAGUGGCUCCUCCCACCACCUCGCCGUCCUCCCAGACUGACAAGAGCAGACACGAGAAGGAGCGUGAAAAGAAAAAGGAGGAGAAGAAGAAAGAGAAGGAUGCUGACAAAGCGGAGAGACACAAUGACUCAAAGGCAGAGUUACGAGUCAGUCCUAAGAAAGGCACAGAGCCGGCCGUGGAUCUGCUGGGUCUGGAUGCUCCAGAGGGGGGUGGGAAGGGCUCAGGCGGUGCUGCACCAAUCAGCGAUGAACUGGACAUCUUUGGACCAAUGGUCUCCAACCCGCUCCCCUCAUCCAACAACACACAGCAGGCUCAGUCUGGUUCCAGUAUAGCAACUCCACAGGUGGAUCCCUCCACCUCCUCUUCUGCAGCCUCCUCUACCUCCACCACUACCACAGUGAAGGCAGAAGAGAAGAAGCUUCUAUCUAAAGACUCCAUCCUGUCCCUGUACGCAAGCAGCUCAGUGGGCAGUCAGCCACAGAGCCAGCAACAGCCUGCUCCAGGACAAGGUGUGUACAUGGGCCAGCCUCCUAUGCAGUUCACUCCACAGGGCUAUGCCCCAGCAAUGGGUGGAAGUGUUCCACCCACCACCACCAUGAUGGGGGGAGGGGCCAUGAUGUCCGGUAUGGCCCUGCCAAAUGGGGGCUACGUGGGCAUGCAGCAGCAGGGUGCAAUGCCAGCCAACCAAGGACAGAACAUGUACAGCAUGCAGCAAGGACAGUGGAAUAUGGGCCAGAUGACCCAGCAGAUGUCAGGCAUGGCUCUGAGUGGUGGAACGCCUGCGCCAGUUGCUUUCAGCCAAUCAGGCGCCCCUGCGGCCGGUUGGCCCACAGCUCCAUCGCCAGCUUCAGGCCAGACCCUGAGCACUCAGCUGUGGAAGUGAUGAGGAUGGGGUCCAGAGGAUAAGGUGGUGAUGGUAGUGGUGGUGGUGGGGGAGUGGAGGGCAGUCACAUGGCAACAAAACAGCCAUAUUUGCCUCCAACUCACCCAUCUUCUCACAGACGCACAGCGAGGGCAGUCUGUCUGCCCUAAACACCCCUCCCAGACCCAACACACCUUCACCGCAGUUCCUUUAAAGCACCAAGAUGACAUCACAGUGGAUGAGUGUGGUUAAAAAAAAAAAAAAAGACUGGCAACAGUCAUCUUGCAUCGUUAUUUGACUUCCUCUUCUUUUGUGAUUUCCUUUUGUUGUUGUUGUCUGAAGAAGACAAAAACAACAUAAGAGACUGAACUGAAAGCUGCUGGAGCAACAACUCCAAGUGUCUGUAAUACUAAAACAAUAUAAUUACUGAACUGGAUAGUUAGUGAGUAGUCUCUCAGUACCUACAGUAGAUAUGGCUAUCUUGUGGUUGGUCUAUGCUACCUGUCCUCUCCGUUCUGUCUACACUGUAUAUUGUAUUAUAACUGUCCUUCUUCCUCCCCCUCCCUCAUCGUGUAGGGCAAGCACAGCCUUGUAGCAGAUAAUCAUCUGAGCAGUACUCUUUUAAUGUGGAAAAAAAGUGAACCUCCUGCUUUUUCAGAGGAGAGAGGUCGAUGCUUCAGCUCGGGAAAACUUUGUUUGGUUCAAGUGUUUUCAGUCUCUGCUGAAAUGAGGUCUCACUGACCUGCUAAUACAGUAGGUGUUUUGCACUGAUGAUCAAAAAGUUCAACCUUUUUCUCUCAAAAACUUGUGAAGUCAAGCUGCCUCAUUACAGUCUCUGCAGGUUCAGCUUAUUCCCACAGCAGACAGUGCACUGAUUAUAUACACCAGUGGUUUCCAUUUGUGGGGAAACCACUUUCCUGCACUUCACAAUAAAUCUGUGAGUUCAGACAUUUUUUUUUUCAGAAACUAAAAACAACUUAGUGGAACAAAUUGUUCAGUUUUCAUUUCCUUUCUAUUUUAUGGAUUUUAUCUUGAUACUAAUACUGACUAUUAAGUAUUAUAUGAUUAUAUAAUUAAUACUUUGAUUUAAGCUGGAGAAAUAAAAGGUAAGCUCUGCUUGCAGGGCUUUCUCACAUAUAAUUUAAAACUACUGUUUUCCCCAUGCAUGCAUAGAUUUGGAUAUAUACUGUACCUAAUAAAUUGAUUAAAAGACUGAUACCACUGAAAUGUUUGUUAUGAAGCCUGAAGCUAGGACAGAGUUAGCUUAAUUUAGCCUUAGGAAGGAAAGAUGUGGCUUUGCUAAUCUGGUACAGUCUAAAGUUAUUAAAAAAAAUUACAAACAUCUCUAAUUUCACCAAAAUUUCUAAUCUCAGUUCAUACAGUUCAAACUGUAAAUGUAAAUAUAUCAUCACAGGUUUCCCAAUUUUUAGAUUUUGUGACGUUGCUACACAUUAGCUGCUCAUCGAAUAAUUCUACCUAAAAAUUAAGUGUAGCUUUUACAUAUCUGCUUAUGUGUCAGAUGAACAUCAAUAUGUGCAGAUUAGAUUCAUUAUAUAAUGAAUUUUUUUACUUUACAAAGCUGUUUAAAACCUUUGCUUCCAGCCAGUUGCUACAUAGCGCUAGGGUCGUUCUUACACACAGGUGCUAGCUAAAAGAUAUUUCCCAAAACUGGUCACUGACCCAUCUUUGAAUUUAUUAUUGUACUCAGUUAUCCAACUACAUGACGGGGACAGACUGCAAUAAACCGCACUUUUAUCUUUUGUACUGUGGACAUACAUCUCUUCAACAGACAGAAGCCACAAGCACAGAUCAGCGUAUAGCUAUUUAACAGAGCUAAUGCUUUGUUUGAUAUGUCUUUGAUUAUUAUUUAUACACAAACACAUAAAGACACACAUCUCAUUACCCAAUACACUUUAUCAGCAGAAGGUAAACCAGUCCCUGUUUCUCAAACUGCUGGCUGGUUAAAAACAACACAAACCUUCAACAAAUGUCCGACAUUCCCUUUAAGUCCCCCGGUCCCCUGGGUGCCUUUGGUAGCUUUGCUGUAAUGUUUUAAAUUUUUUUAGAACCAAACGAGCUAAAUUCAGUUGAGGCUGGGUUCAGACCCAGUUAAGAUAUUCCUUCUUGUUGAAAUGUGUACUGUCUCCCAUGCGCCUUGAGGGAAAUUAAAGCAACACUGGAAUCCUGGAAUCACAGCAUUAUGUCUAACUAGCAGAGCACAUACUGUAUCAGUGGUUGGUUUUGGUUCUGCCUCUCAGAUCUUUGUUAAGGCGUGGUAAGAACACGAGUGAAAUACACCAACACACACACGUAUGCACACAGAUCACGUAUGCAGUUCAAUUCCAACUUCUGGACAGGAAAUUUAGCUUUUU